AUGGACGAGUCGGCUCUGGAUGCACACAACGUGCACCGCUUCAGGACCAUGUCCCACGCCGCGCUGCAGAAGCGCAUCUGGAAGAUCAGGCGGCCGGAGAAGCUCCGUUCGUUCAUCAAUGUGCUGGAAGGCUUCCAGGAGGCCGAGCUCGCGGAAGAGGCUCGGCUGGCCCUGGGCGAAUUGGAAGGGAGUUGA
Molecule: messenger RNA, 195 nt
Organism: Auxenochlorella protothecoides
Lineage: Eukaryota; Viridiplantae; Chlorophyta; Trebouxiophyceae; Chlorellales; Chlorellaceae
Exons: 2
Coding region: 1-195 (64 amino acids)
Source: RefSeq, a predicted model, not a curated record